AUGUAGCCCUACCGUGAUUGAACCCCGCUUCCGCCCUACCGCCCUCAGUCACUCCAACGCCCACGCACUUCUAAAACCCUACCAUUCCACUUUCGGUUCUCUUCCCAAUUCUUUCUGAUUUCUUUCGUGUGAUUCCUCCAUACUUAGUGGAAGGGAAGCCUGUUGAUUUGAACAAAGGAACUUACGCCGGUACCAGAAACCAAACAAGAGAUGGGUGAAUGAAUACGCCGUUUACUUGAGCAAUGAAAGGCAUGCAAUUGUCAUUGAACAAAACCCAGAAGCUGAGACUAGAAAAAGCAUUAGAGCAGUUGGAAUCUCUUUCUUCAAAAUCCAACUCUGAUGCCUCUGUUACCGUCGCUGACAACAUUUCUGUCGACUGUGAAGACGCCAUUCUUAAGGGACAUGGGACAGCGGAGUUAGAUGGGCGUGUGGUGGCGACAUUGUGUGGAGUGGUGGAGCGCGUCAACAAGCUCGUCUAUGUACGAGCCCUGAGGGCCAGGUACAAGCCCGAGAUUGGUGAUAUCAUAGUGGGCCGAGUUAUUGAGGUUGCUCCAAAGCGCUGGAGAUUGGAGAUCAACUACAGCCAGGAUGCAGUUUUGAUGCUUUCUUCCAUGAACUUACCGGAUGGUAUUCAGAGGCGACGAACUGGAGUUGAUGAGCUUAAUAUGCGCAGUAUAUUUGAAGAAAACGAUGUCAUUUGUGCUGAAGUACGUGGUUUCCAGCAUGAUGGUUGUCUACACCUGCAAGCAAGAAGCCAGAAGUAUGGAAAGCUUGAAAGAGGUCAAUUACUUACAAUUCCCCCCUAUCUGGUGAAGAAGCGCAAGCAGCAUUUCCACCAUUUGGAACAAUAUGGAAUUGACUUGAUUCUUGGUUGCAAUGGUUAUAUUUGGGUUGGUGAACACAUUGAAGUGAAAGAUCCCAUGUUGAUAGAGGAUCAAUCAAACAAAUCUGAUCAACAAAAUGCUGAUUCAGAAAAUCCAAUGAGCACUGAUGAAGUGGAGACUCGUACUCAACUUGAAACUAGGCAAAACAUAUGCAGGACUGCAAAUGCCAUCCGAGUACUCUCUACUUUAGGCUUCAUGAUUACUGUGGAAGUAAUAAUGGCAAUCAUAAAUCUGAGCACGUCUUUGAAUCUGGAUAUACACGAGAUGCUGGGGCCAGAGUUUUAUGUACUAGUUGCUGAGAAAGAAGUUGAACGUCGAAGCUCAUUGGGAAAAAGGAGAUGAUCAUUCUGUGAUUUUAUUUACUUUACAAGGUUUUAUACACUCUUACAAUGUACUUCUCUCCAUCUGCUGCGUAAAAAUGCAUCAAUAGGAAGUCUUCUGCCUGUUUGGUUAUUACACGUUGUGACAUAGAAUGAGAGUUGGUGUGGUUGGUAAUUCCAUGUGGCAAAAAAUAUCACUUGAAGAUUCAUCGUGUGUACUUUAUUUGGCAAAUAUAUUUCAAAUUGGUUACAUAAA
Olea europaea var. sylvestris is the source of this 1460-nucleotide messenger RNA. Its product is annotated as exosome complex component RRP4 homolog. The record is from RefSeq and is a predicted model, not a curated record. Lineage: Eukaryota; Viridiplantae; Streptophyta; Magnoliopsida; Lamiales; Oleaceae. The transcript is spliced from 9 exons. Gene Ontology annotation, biological process: TRAMP-dependent tRNA surveillance pathway; nuclear polyadenylation-dependent rRNA catabolic process; CUT catabolic process. Bases 243 to 1226 code for a protein of 327 amino acids. Gene Ontology annotation, cellular component: nuclear exosome (RNase complex); cytoplasmic exosome (RNase complex). Gene Ontology annotation, molecular function: RNA binding.